GGCACAUCGGGUAGGACUCCGGGCAGCGGCACAUCGGGCAGGACUCCGGGCAGCGGCACAUCGGGCAGGACUCCGGGCAGCGGCACAUCGGGCAGGACUCUGGGCAGGACUCCGGGCAGAGGCACAUCGAGCUGGACUCCGGGCAUAGGCACAUCGAGCUGGACACCGGAUCACCAGGCGGGAGCAGCAGGCACCGGGCCACCAGGCGGAGCAGCAGGCACCGGGCCCCCAGGCGGAGCAGCAGGCACCGGGCCCCCAGGCGGAGCAGCAGGCACCGGGCCCCCAGGCGGAGCAACAGGCAUCGGGCCCCCAGGCAGAGCCGCGGGCGCCGGGCCCCCAGGCGGGGCGACA
Molecule: messenger RNA, 351 nt
Organism: Staurois parvus
Lineage: Eukaryota; Metazoa; Chordata; Amphibia; Anura; Ranidae
Source: the annotation of a GenBank genome assembly